CGCGCGCGGCGGCCGUGACGUCAGGCGCGGCCCUCCGGCAGCAUGGCGGCCGUGCCCGCGGCGGCCGGCCCGCGCUGACAUGGACCUCAAGGGCCAGUACUGGACGGACGAUGACUCCGACGGGGACAAUGAAUCCGAGGAGUUCCUCUAUGGCGUGCAGGGGACCUGUGCCGCCGACCUGUACCGGCACCCGCAGCUGGACGCCGACAUCGAGGCGGUGAAGGAGAUCUACAGCGAGAAUGCCGUGGCCGUCAGGGAGUAUGGGACCAUCGACGACGUGGACAUCGACCUCCAUGUGAACAUCAGCUUCCUCGAUGAGGAGGUGGCGACGGCCUGGAAGGUGCUGCGGACGGAGCCCAUCGUCCUCCGCCUGCGCUUCUCCCUCUCCCAGUACCUCGAUGGCCCCGAACCGUCCAUCGAGGUUUUCCAGCCGUCCAACAAGGAGGGCUUCGGGCUGGGUCUGCAGCUGAAGAAGAUCCUGGGCAUGUUCACAUCCCAGCAAUGGAAACAUCUCAGCAAUGAUUUCCUGAAGACCCAGCAGGAGAAGCGGCACAGUUGGUUCAAGACAAGCGGCACCAUCAAGAAGUUCCGUGCUGGUCUCAGCAUCUUCUCACCCAUCCCCAAGUCUCCCAGCUUCCCUGUUAUCCAAGAUUCGGUGCUGAAGGGCAAACUGGGCAUCCCUGAGCCUCGCGUGAACCGCCUGAUGAACCGCUCUGUGUCCUGCAUGGUGAAGAAUCCCAAGGUGGAAGUUUUUGGCUACCCACCCGCCAGCACCCAGGCAGGUGUUGCCCCCUUCAACAUCCUGGUCGGCGGCCACUGCAAGAACAUCCCCACGCUGGAGUACGGCUUCCUCGUGCAGAUCAUGAAGUACGCGGAGCAGCGGAUCCCGACGCUCAAUGAGUACUGCGUGGUGUGUGAUGAGCAGCACGUCUUCCAGAACGGCUCCAUGCUGAAGCCGGCCGUGUGCACCCGGGAGCUCUGCGUCUUCUCCUUCUACACCCUGGGUGUCAUGUCCGGUGCGGCCGAGGAGGUGGCCACGGGUGCUGAGGUGGUGGACCUGCUGGUGGCCAUGUGCCGCGCUGCCCUCGAGUCCCCUCGCAAGAGCAUCAUCUUUGAGCCUUACCCCUCCGUGGUGGACCCCAACGACCCCAAAACUCUGGCCUUCAACCCCAAGAAGAAGAACUACGAGCGGCUGCAGAAGGCUCUGGACAGUGUGAUGUCCAUCAGGGAGAUGACUCAGGGGUCCUACUUGGAGAUCAAGAAGCAGAUGGACAAGUUGGACCCCCUGGCACAUCCCCUCCUGCAGUGGAUAAUCUCCAGCAACAGAUCCCACAUUGUCAAGCUGCCUCUCAGCAGGCAGCUGAAGUUCAUGCACACCUCCCACCAGUUCCUCCUGCUCAGCAGCCCCCCGGCCAAGGAAGCCCGGUUCCGCACGGCCAAGAAACUCUACGGCAGCACCUUCGCUUUCCAUGGCUCUCACAUUGAGAACUGGCAUUCCAUCCUCCGCAAUGGGCUGGUCAACGCCUCCUACACCAAACUGCAGCUGCAUGGAGCAGCCUAUGGCAAGGGCAUCUAUCUGAGCCCCAUCUCCAGUAUUUCCUUUGGAUACUCAGGAAUGGGGAAAGGGCAGCACCGGAUGCCUUCGAAGGAUGAGCUGGUGCAGCGGUACAACCGGAUGAACACAAUCCCCCAGACCCGCUCUAUCCAGUCCCGCUUCCUCCAGAGCCGCAACCUGAACUGCAUCGCGCUUUGCGAAGUGAUCACCUCCAAGGACCUGCAGAAACAUGGCAACAUCUGGGUCUGCCCUGUCUCGGACCACGUCUGCACACGCUUCUUCUUUGUGUACGAAGAUGGCCAAGUGGGAGAUGCCAAUAUCAAUACUCAGGACCCCAAAAUCCAGAAGGAGAUCAUGCGUGUGAUCGGGACUCAGGUGUACACAAACUGAGUGGUGGCAGUGGAACCCUGGGAGCCCCGGGCACCGAGUGAGCCCCCGGGCAAGACUGGGCAGGGGCCGAGCAGGUUUUGAGCCCCCCGGGCAGGGCAGAGCCAGGGCAACACCUGCGGCUCCACCUGUACAUAGGCGUUGGGCACCCUGUGAGCACCAGGCAGGUUCAGUGGUCCCUUAUCCCCUCCCUGUCCCCUUCCCACUGUCCCUAACUCUGUGGCAGCCUGGAGAAGGAGCCGUGGGUCUGGCGUGGCUGGGGACGGCCCCUCCUGGCGUUGGCAGCGACGGCGUUUUUAUCAAUGAUACGAGAAACUGAAGCAAAAAAAAAAAAAAAACCAAACAACCAAAACAAACCCAAAAACAUAGGAAAAAAAAAAGAGAAAAGGAAUCGGUGUUUGUGGAUUGAACUUGGCAUUUAAGUGUGGGGUAUGGGAAGUGGAUGCUGGAGAAGGCAUGGGGGUACAGGGAUGGAAUGGGACUGUGAGGAAAGUCAAGUGGCACAAGGAAAGGGAUGGGAUCACAGGAAAGGGAUGGGACAGGGUCAUGGCAAAGGAGUGGGAUUCAAGGGAAGGGUGGGAGAUUGAGGGAGGAAUAGGGGCACAGGGAAGGGAUUAGAACCUGGAGAAGGGAUGGGGGCACAGGUAAGGGAUGGAAUAAUGAGAAAAGGAUAGGAUUGUGGAGAAGGAGCAGGAAACAAGGAAUGGUAUGUUGGGGAAGGGAUGGGAUUGAGGGGACAGGAUGGGACGGGAUGGUGGGGAAGUGCCAUAGAGAAUUGAUGCAGCUUUGGGAUAGGGCUGGGAGGGAACUACUCCCCCUGUGGAGUAGAAUAGAUGGUGCUGUGGAGGCAGAACACAACGGAAAAGGGAUUGUGCCUUAGGGAUGGGAACAUGGGACCCCACGUAGCAGCCCCCCUGGCAUCAGUGCUGCAGCAGAGAUUCAAGUGGGAAGGAACCUCCCAGGAAUAGCAUUUUGUUUCAGCCCAAGCCCAUCCCAGUAACUCCAUGGACACAGAGGCAGUGCCAGCACAGCUGCAUCCUGCUACACCCAAACCUGGAUGGAAACUCAGCAGAGAUAACCCAGAGGCUGCCAGGGCUCAGGGUGGGCAGAGGGGGCUGGGCACUGCUGGUCCCCACAGUCCAGGGGCUCUCCUGGUCAGUCACAGCAGCACAAGGCCACGAUUUCAGCCAGGAUUUACGAUGGAACUUAAGAACCGAUGUAAGAAUUAUCCUGGUUUUGGUACAGUCACCACCUGAGUCCUGACAUUCAGUCCUGGCAUGUCCCUGUCUUCUGUGCCCACUGGAUCCCAAAACUGUCCAUCCCCACUUGUCCCACACUGGCUGCUCCAUGUAUCCAAGGGUCACCCAAACCUGGGCAGGUCAUUCCCCUGGCCCUGCCACCUACCCCUUGGUGGGGGUGGUGCUUAAAUUUGUAGGGUUUGAUGUUUUUUCCUUUCCUCCAAUAAAAAAUAAGUCACUUUCCUGGGA
This is a messenger RNA of Lonchura striata (white-rumped munia), 3429 nucleotides long. RefSeq names its product poly(ADP-ribose) polymerase family member 6 (gene PARP6). Lineage: Eukaryota; Metazoa; Chordata; Aves; Passeriformes; Estrildidae. Gene Ontology annotation, molecular function: NAD+ poly-ADP-ribosyltransferase activity. The record is from RefSeq and is a predicted model, not a curated record.